GUACAGUCUGACCGACAGGAAACUACCGGUGAGAACCCAAACUCUGGACUCUAGCCCGGUGGACACCGAGACGCAGUGCACGGAAAGUAAACAGAGUAGCAGUUAUGGCGAGCAGCCCUGCGGUGUUGAUGCGACUGGUGGCUUCAUCCUAUGCUGUGGCGGAGCAGGCUGGAUCUGUCGUCAGGAAUGUGCUACAGAGCGGAGAGCUCGGGAUUGUGGAGAAGACAGGAGCCAAUGAUCUACAGACUCUGGCUGACAGGCUUGUUCAGAAGAGUAUAUGUGCAUCUCUGUCGAGAAGCUUCCCUAAAGUCACAAUUAUUGGGGAGGAGGAUUUACCGGUUGAGGCUGUUGAAGAGAACCUGAUAGAGAGCGGGCAGAACAGUGUAAUCCUACAAAAGUCCUGUCCGAAUCAGUAUGCAAGCCUGAAGGAGGAGGAGCUGGUUGUGUGGGUGGACCCUCUUGAUGGCACUAAAGAAUAUACUGAAGCUGCAAGGGUUUUGUACCACCCAGUUUACAUACAGAAGCCAGUGCAUCACCACAGAACCCCUACUCGACUCCUGGACCAUGUGACAGUGCUAAUAGGCAUUGCUUAUGGUGGGAAAGCCAUUGCUGGAGUCAUCAAUCAACCCUUCUACAACUACCAGUUGGGGGCUGGUGCUUCUUUGGGCAGGACAUUAUGGGGAGUAUUGGGUUUGGGCGCAUUUGGGUUCCAACUCCAGGAGGUCCCAGAUGGUAAAAGAAUCAUCACCACCACACGGUCCCAUAGCAAUAAACUAGUUACCGACACAAUCCAAGCUAUGGAGCCUCAUGAUGUCAUCAGAGUGGGAGGAGCUGGGAAUAAGAUUAUCCAGUUAGUGGAAGGAAAGGCCUCUGCUUAUGUCUUCGCCAGUCCGGGCUGUAAGAAGUGGGACACUUGUGCACCUGAGGCAAUUCUGCAUGCAGUUGGAGGUAAACUCACAGACAUGCAUGGUAAUGCAUAUAGAUAUAAUGCAGAUGUGAAGCACAUGAAUUCUGCUGGGGUGCUGGCGACGCUAAGGGAUCAUCAGUAUUAUUUAAGCAGAGUGCCACAGGCUGUACUAGAAGCUCUUUCCUCUGAUUGAAGCAUUACAGGAUUUGGAUUUCUACUCUGAAACUUUGUGCCUUAAUGCAAUGUGUUCUUGCCAUAAAAUGAUGAUUGAUCUAACAAGAAAGAUGAUAUAUAAAUUCCUAAACUUUGUAAUUCUUUUAUUAUUGCUUACAUUUCCCACACUUGAGAUUAAUAAGAGGGAUUUUUGUUUAAUUAUUACAACUACAACAUGUUUUGAUUUGCAUUACAGGAUCAAAUAUAUAUAUAUACUGUAUGUUUUACAUUUAUGUUUCCAUUACUUGAUAUAAUAUAUAAAGCAUAUAAUCAAUAUAACUGUUAACAUGUUCAAUAUUUAUAUAUACUGUACACAUCUUAAUGUCUAUAUAAUGAUGGUUAUAACUGUUGAAACUUUGUUUUGGAUGCAGUUUGUUUUACCCUGACAUUAUACAUAAUAAUGUACGUUUAAAAUAGGUGUCCAUAAUCUGGAUAAUUACAAAGAUCACCAGUGUUGUUUUAAAUACCACGCUAACAAAAAGCUAUCAUGAUUAAAAUUAUUUUUGUCAUUGCAUUGAAAGUUGUAUCAGAAAUGUCUGUACCACCCUGGUGCUGUGAAAUCCUGUAUUUUUUAUGCUACUUGACAGUUCUGUAUCUCAAACCAUAACCAAAACGUUAAAAUACAAAAAAAAAAAAAAAAAAAAGAACUAAUAAAAUGAUGUAUUAAUUGGUGCUUUAAUGAUAGAACCACAUUAUAGAAUGCUUUUUUUUUUAAGA
Myxocyprinus asiaticus (Chinese sucker) is the source of this 1837-nucleotide messenger RNA. RefSeq names its product 3'(2'),5'-bisphosphate nucleotidase 1-like. The transcript has 10 exons. Gene Ontology annotation, molecular function: 3'(2'),5'-bisphosphate nucleotidase activity. Gene Ontology annotation, biological process: phosphatidylinositol phosphate biosynthetic process. Lineage: Eukaryota; Metazoa; Chordata; Actinopteri; Cypriniformes; Catostomidae. The record is from RefSeq and is a predicted model, not a curated record. Bases 105 to 1100 code for a protein of 331 amino acids.